Messenger RNA from Phoenix dactylifera (date palm), 1617 nucleotides. Its product is annotated as alcohol dehydrogenase-like 3. Gene Ontology annotation, biological process: formaldehyde catabolic process. Gene Ontology annotation, molecular function: zinc ion binding; alcohol dehydrogenase (NAD+) activity; S-(hydroxymethyl)glutathione dehydrogenase [NAD(P)+] activity. The record is from RefSeq and is a predicted model, not a curated record. Lineage: Eukaryota; Viridiplantae; Streptophyta; Magnoliopsida; Arecales; Arecaceae. Gene Ontology annotation, cellular component: cytosol.
UCGCAUCCCCGAGAGAGGAGAAAGAGAGAGAGAGAGAGAGAGAGAUGGGGAGCGCUUGCCAAGAACAUGGUGAUGGCUUCCAUUGCUCUAACAAUAGGUUCUCCAAUGUUUUCCAAGCCAAUGAGACCGCCGGCAAAGUCAUCACUUGUAAAGCUGCGGUUGUAUGGGGUCCAGAAGAACCCCUCGUGAUAGAAGAGGUGCAAGUAGAGCCCCCUCAAAAAAUGGAGGUCCGGAUCAAGAUCCUCUUCACUUCCAUCUGUCACACCGAUCUCGGUGCUUGGAAAGGCCUGAAUGAGAUGCAACGUGUAUACCCUCGAAUCCUUGGCCACGAGGCAGCCGGGGUGGUGGAAAGCGUGGGGGAGGGCGUGGAAGACUUGAAGGAGGGGGAUCAUGUGGUUCCCAUCUUCAACGGGGAGUGCGGCAAGUGCACCCACUGUGAGUCCCCCAUGACCAACCUGUGUGCCCGGUUCCGGGUGGAUCCCUUCAAGAGCACCAUGGCCGGCGACGGCCGAACCAGGUUCUCCGUCAUCAACCGGGCCGGGGAGCGCCGCCCCAUCUACCACUUCCUCAACACCUCCACCUUCACCGAGUUUACGGUGCUCGACUCUGCCUGCGUCGUUAAAGUUAACCCCAUGGCGCCCCUCCGAAGGAUGUGCUUGCUUAGCUGUGGCAUUUCCACAGGAGUGGGAGCUGUGUGGAAUACUGCAAAUCUAAAGGAGGGUUCAACCGUAGCAGUCUUCGGGCUUGGUGCUGUGGGCCUUGCGGUUGCAGAAGGUGCCAGACUGAGAGGGGCCUCCGAAGUUAUUGGUGUUGACAUUAACUUGGAAAAAUUUGUGAAAGGGCGAGAGAUGGGCAUCACAAAAUUUAUCAACCCUAAAGACUGCGACAAGCCGGUGAACGAGGUGAUCAGGGAAAUGACGAAUGGAGGGGUGGACUACAGCUUCGAGUGUGCGGGAAAUCUGGACGUACUCCGUGAAGCUUUCUUGUCAACCCAUGACGGAUGGGGUUUUACGGUGAUUUUAGGGAUCCAUCCAACACCAAGGUUGUUGCCAUUGCAUCCAAUGGAGCUUUUUGAUGGCCGAAGGAUCACUGGAAGUGUCUUUGGCGAUUUUAAAGGGAAAUCCCAGUUGCCGGAUUUUGUGGACAAAUAUAUGAAUGGGGAAAUUAAAAUUAAUCUGGAUGGGUUUAUAACCCAUGAGCUGCCCUUCGCUGACAUAAACAAAGCUCUUCAGCUGCUAUCAGAGGGAAAGUCCUUGAGGUGCCUACUGCACCUUUGAUACAUAUUGCCAUCUUCCAUUGGGAACGGUUCUCUGUCAGGGAAAUAACAAUGUAGACAACUAUCUUAAACCUUGCAUGCAUCUUUUCAGAACCAUAGUAUGUCUAGCAAAUUAUACAAAAUAAGGAUUAAAGUUAUGUAAACUUUUUCUUGUUUUUGGAUGGCAGUGGUAGCUCCAUGGGUCACUAUUAUCUGUAUCAAACACUUAAGAGAUAAAUCUUAAGAUUUGAACACAAAAUCACAUCUUAGAUGGAAGAGGGGUGCAACUGUUAGGCGUGUGAUGUAAUGCUAUAAUUACAUUUUUGACAAUUGAAGGCAUUGGCUUGCUUUUGUAUGGUUUU